Molecule: messenger RNA, 1449 nt
Organism: Cryptococcus wingfieldii CBS 7118
Lineage: Eukaryota; Fungi; Basidiomycota; Tremellomycetes; Tremellales; Cryptococcaceae
Exons: 4
Coding region: 1-1449 (482 amino acids)
Source: RefSeq, a predicted model, not a curated record
AUGAAGUCUGAGACGUCGCUCGUUCUUGACCCCGAGCCGGAACCACAGGCGAAUGGCAAGGAUAAGGGAGUAGAGGAGUUACGCCCCCAAAAAACCCGCCAUCAAAAAAACCUCUCCGCCCUCCAAUUCCCCACCCACAACCCCUCCUCAACGCCCCUCACAUCCCCCCUCCUCCUCCUCCACACCGCGCUCACCACCCGUAAAGGGUUGGUGCGUGAUUUGGAAGAGCUAAGGGUGGAUUUGGAGGAAGAUGCGGUUGCUUGGGCGGGGUUGGUUAAUGGGUUGACUGGGAAGGUGAACGUUGGGGACGAUGGGGAUAGGGAAGCUGAUGGAUAUAAUAAUAUCCAAACCCUCGCCUCCCUCCUCCCACCUCUCCUCCAAUCCCUCUCAGCCCACCUCCAAUCUUCCUCCUCCUCCCUCCUCCCUCUCAUCCCCUUUCUCUCCCCUCCAUCCCCUUCUUCUCCGUCAAAACCAAAACUCAUAUCUGUGACAGAAGAACAAGCAGGCGAAGGAUAUUAUGCAAAGCUCUUCUUGGAAAAGAUGAAUUUGAAGAUGGGGAAGAAGGCGGGGCAUGUUUGGGAUGGCGGUGGGGUGGAGGGGGAGGGUUGGAGGAGGGUUAGGGAGGGGGAAGGGGAGAAGUGGGUUGGUAUGAAAGAGUUUUCGGAAAAGGUAUUUUUGAUAUCGCAUACGGCUUUGCAGAACUUGCCUCUUCUGCCAUACCCCCCUCGUUCCCCUCUACCUUACCUACCCAUCGCUCCGUCACCCACAGUCGCGCCCAAUGCUACAUCCCCCCGCCAAAUCCGCUUUUCCCCACCCCCCUUCUCCUACCCCAACUCUCCUCCUCCCUCUUCCUCUUCCUCUCCCUUCCCCACCUCUUCCCCUCCUCCCCACCCGCUCUUCUCCCCCCCACCAGCCAUCUCUACAGCUCUAAGAGGCCUCGCCCUCCAAGCCCGCCUGAUCAUCGCCAAACGCCGCGCCGACAACCUCUCCGCCGGCGGCCGUGGCUAUUGGGAGUUGAAGCUGGGUGAUGAGUUGGAGGGGAUGUAUGUGUUGGGGGGUGUGCAGCGGCCUUUGGGGGAGGGGGACUAUGUUGAUUUUACUUUGCCUUCUCCUCAAGCUGAGGGUGGAGGGGGGGAAGGGGAAGGGGAUGGGGAUGGGGAUGGGGUAGAGGUGAGGGUGGUGGGAGGGAUAAGGGUUAGAGGGAGUGUACCCGAACCGGAGAACGCGGAAGCCGCCGAACCUUUACAUAUCUUUCCUGGUGGUGAUAUGCAGGAGAAGGAGAGAGGGCAUAAAAGGUCAGCGUCUCUUUUUUCGAGAGUGUUGAGUUUGAGAGGGAGAGAGAGGACGGUGUCGAUGCAGGGGCGGGGGAAGACGAGCCCCGAGAGGGUCGGUGGAGAGGGGGCGGGGGAGGUUAUGGAGUUGAAGAGAUUGAGGAAGAAGAGCAUGUAA